Molecule: messenger RNA, 1493 nt
Organism: Medicago truncatula (barrel medic)
Lineage: Eukaryota; Viridiplantae; Streptophyta; Magnoliopsida; Fabales; Fabaceae
Product: dnaJ homolog subfamily B member 4
Exons: 3
Coding region: 161-1186 (341 amino acids)
Cellular component (GO): cytosol
Molecular function (GO): protein-folding chaperone binding
Source: RefSeq, a predicted model, not a curated record
AAAAAAAAAAAAGUGAAGUGUUUCUGAUCAACAAUUGUAUUCUUUACCAUAGUCCUGUUGAAUAAUAAUCAUUACACAAUCCAGAAACAAGACAAAAAAGUUGAAGAAAAGAAAGGUCUAUCCUGAGUGGAAGAGAAGAUUGAAAGCAAAGUAGUUGAAGAUGGGUUUGGACUACUAUGAGAUUUUGGAGGUUGACAAGAAUGCCACAGACGAUGAAUUGAAGAAAGCAUAUAGAAAACUUGCCAUGAAAUGGCACCCUGACAAGAAUCCUGACAAUAAGAAUGAUGCUGAGACUAAAUUCAAACUCAUAUCUGAAGCAUAUGAGGUUCUAAGUGAUCCGCAAAAGAGAGCAAUUUAUGAUCAGUAUGGAGAAAGCAACCUUAAAAAUGGAAUGCCUACAGCAGGUGACAAUGCAGCUCCAUACUUCCAAACUCAUGAUGGCAGAAGGUUUAGGUUCAAUCCCAGAAGUGCAGAUGGCAUAUUUGCAGAAGUUUUUGGCUUUUCAAGCCCUUAUGGAGGAAUGGGAAUGAGGGGUGGCGGCUGCAGAGGCAUGGGCAUGAGGGGUCAGUCGUGGGUGUCCAGGUCUUUUGGCGAUAUUUUUGGCAAAGAUGUAUUUGGAGAAAGCAGACAAACGAGUCAAGCUCCGAGACGCAAGGCACCUCCCAUUGAAAAUAAAUUGCCUUGCAGCCUUGAGGAACUUUAUAAAGGCACUACCAAAAAGAUGAAGAUCUCAAGGGAAAUUGCAUACGCAAGCGGCAAAACUGUACCUGUGGAGGAAAUACUAACAAUUGAAAUCCAACCAGGCUGGAAAAAGGGAACAAAAAUCACUUUCCCGGAGAAAGGAAAUGAGCAACCAAAUGUCAUCGCUGCAGAUAUUGUAUUUGUUAUUGACGAGAAACCUCACAAUGUAUUUACAAGACAAGGUAAUGAUUUGGUUAUGACACAAAAGAUAUUACUUGCAGAAGGAGAAGCUCUAAGCAGAAGCUACACCUUCCAACUUACUACUUUGGAUGGACGAGGUCUGACCAUUGCCAUAGACAAUGGAAUUGAUCCAACCUAUGAAGAAGUGAUUGCCGGUGAAGGGAUGCCAAUUUCCAAGAAUCCUUCACAGAGGGGUAAUCUUAGGAUCAAAUUCGACAUCACAUUCCCUAGCAUGGUAGAUGCUGAAACAGAAAGCCAGAACUAAGAAAUGUUCAUAGCUCCGUAAUAAAGUGUCAACCAUUGCCAAGUGCAUCUUGUGUAUAGUACAACAGUCUUUCGUUUUGCUCAUGUUCUUACCUUCUCUUUUCUUCCAUUUUAUAUGACUUUGGUCUAUCUAGUUUAUGCGAGAUCCCUUAACAGUGUCAUAAAUAAAGUCCAACAAUAUUACAUGAAGGAUUGGGAUAUAAUAUUUUGAAUUAUGAUUGACAGAGUACUUAACUUUUUUGUACUUGUAGUCUACAGUCUGUAUUAUUAUUUGAUUAACUAAGAAUAUAACUGUUAAACCCAAUAAA